AUGGUGAGUUGGUGUCGUGUACAUAUGUGUGACUCUAGGAUUCAAGGGAAAAAUGCUAUGCUAAUGGAUUUACCGAAGAAAAAUGAGUCCUACAAGCUUAAGGAAUACUGGGAUGAACGUUUCGCUGAAGAAGACAAUUUUGAAUGGUGUAAAAGUUACUGUGAUUUUAAACACUUAAUGAUCCAACACGUGAGAAAGAAUGAUAGAAUUUUAAUGUUAGGAUGUGGUACUAGUAGACUGAGUGAAGAUCUGUAUCUUGAUGGAUAUAAGAAUAUUGUAAAUAUCGACUAUUCCCCAGUUGUUAUUGAGAAAAUGAAACAAAAGCAUCAAAAUUUUGUUGAGAUGCAAUAUUUGGUCAUGGACAUCACAAAAAUGACUUUUGACAAGAAAUCAUUUGACGUUGUUAUAGAGAAGGGAACUUUAGAUGCUUUACUGGUAGAUGAGAAACAUUUAUGGAACCCAUCAGAACAUAGUCGCAAGAUUAUGCAUGCUGUUCUUUUUCAG
Molecule: messenger RNA, 504 nt
Organism: Paramuricea clavata
Lineage: Eukaryota; Metazoa; Cnidaria; Anthozoa; Malacalcyonacea; Plexauridae
Source: the annotation of a GenBank genome assembly